This is a messenger RNA of Pan troglodytes (chimpanzee), 4831 nucleotides long. RefSeq names its product Rho GTPase activating protein 24 (gene ARHGAP24). Gene Ontology annotation, cellular component: focal adhesion. Gene Ontology annotation, biological process: wound healing, spreading of epidermal cells; activation of GTPase activity; signal transduction. Gene Ontology annotation, molecular function: GTPase activator activity. The transcript is spliced from 7 exons. Lineage: Eukaryota; Metazoa; Chordata; Mammalia; Primates; Hominidae. The record is from RefSeq and is a predicted model, not a curated record. Bases 917 to 2884 code for a protein of 655 amino acids.
GGCAUUCUCCCUCCUCCCCUCAUCCUGUUGUGACUGCACCUGCUGAAUGUGACCGGCGGGCACUGGAAGCAGCCGCAGCCACAGCCUUGGUGAGGAGCAACCGCAGCCCUGCCAGCUCCCUCCCAGUUCUCAUUGAGAAAAGGGGAGACGGAGCAGGAGGAGGGGGAGGAGAUGCUCCCUGCAAAGCUGCCUCCCCCCACAGAUCCAAAGAGCCUCUUGGAAUGGGCACUCGACUGUUCUGACGUUGUGAUUCUCUCGGGAGUUUGAAGACAGAAAGGAAAGGGGAGAAACCUGCAGAGAGCAUCAAAGGAUGAGGGGUGCUAUAAAAGAAGCAGGGGAGUCCUUUGAAAGAAAUCUAUCAUGCACUGAAAUGCUUUCUGGAGAAGGUGCCAUUAUUUUCCUCCCCUCUUGCUCAGAUGAAAGGAGCCAGCAAGGACAGUCCUGAAAUAUUCCUCAGGGGACUUUUUGUCAUUGUUCCUCUUUCCUCUUGCACAGAGCUAUUUGCUGACCUUUCCAGAGGAAUCUCAGUCCAGCUGAGAAGACAGUUCUUAAUAAAAACAAAAAAAUGCAAAAACCAAUUCCUGCUGUUUGAAUGGGAAUGGUAGCUUGCUUGCUGCAGUUCUUUUCCUGUGACAUUUUGGAAUGUCUGCAGAAACUUAAAAAAAAGAAAAAAAAAAACCUUAAAAACUCCCUGGAUUAGGCUAGAGAAAAGGAAGUUUUUUUUUGCUAAACAGGAGUAAAUGAGAGGUGGUAACUUAUCCCUAAGCCAGGACCUGGAUGAUCAAAACCUUCAAAUUCUAGGAAUCAGCACUUCAAAAAUAACAAAUAAACAAGCAUGAGGAGUGGCUGUUGGGUUUCGCUCAGAGGCAGGUUUUAAAGGAAGCCAAAACCGGGUUCAGAACUUCAGGCCUGUACGAUGCCUGAAGACCGGAAUUCUGGGGGGUGCCCGGCUGGUGCCUUAGCCUCAACUCCUUUCAUCCCUAAAACUACAUACAGAAGAAUCAAACGGUGUUUUAGUUUUCGGAAAGGCAUUUUUGGACAGAAACUGGAGGAUACUGUUCGUUAUGAGAAGAGAUAUGGGAACCGUCUGGCUCCGAUGUUGGUGGAGCAGUGCGUGGACUUUAUCCGACAAAGGGGGCUGAAAGAAGAGGGUCUCUUUCGACUGCCAGGCCAGGCUAAUCUUGUUAAGGAGCUCCAAGAUGCCUUUGACUGUGGGGAGAAGCCAUCAUUUGACAGCAACACAGAUGUACACACGGUGGCAUCACUUCUUAAGCUGUACCUCCGAGAACUUCCAGAACCAGUUAUUCCUUAUGCGAAGUAUGAAGAUUUUUUGUCAUGUGCCAAACUGCUCAGCAAGGAAGAGGAAGCAGGUGUUAAGGAAUUAGCAAAGCAGGUGAAGAGUUUGCCAGUGGUAAAUUACAACCUCCUCAAGUAUAUUUGCAGAUUCUUGGAUGAAGUACAGUCCUACUCGGGAGUUAACAAAAUGAGUGUGCAGAACUUGGCAACUGUCUUUGGUCCUAAUAUCCUGCGCCCCAAAGUGGAAGAUCCUUUGACUAUCAUGGAGGGCACUGUGGCGGUCCAGCAGUUGAUGUCAGUGAUGAUUAGCAAACAUGAUUGCCUCUUUCCCAAAGAUGCAGAACUGCAAAGCAAGCCCCAAGAUGGUGUGAGCAACAACAACGAAAUUCAGAAGAAAGCCACCAUGGGGCAGUUACAGAACAAGGAGAACAAUAACACCAAGGACAGCCCUAGUAGGCAGUGCUCCUGGGACAAGUCUGAGUCACCCCAGAGAAGCAGCAUGAACAACGGAUCCCCCACAGCUCUAUCAGGCAGCAAAACCAACAGCCCAAGGAACAGUGUUCACAAGCUAGAUGUGUCUAGAAGCCCCCCUCUCAUGGUCAAAAAGAACCCAGCCUUUAAUAAGGGUAGUGGGAUAGUUACCAAUGGGUCCUUCAGCAGCAGUAAUGCAGAAGGUCUUGAGAAAACCCAAACCACCCCCAAUGGGAGCCUACAGGCCAGAAGGACCUCUUCACUGAAGGUAUCUGGUACCAAAAUGGGCACGCACAGUGUACAGAAUGGAACGGUGCGCAUGGGCAUUUUGAACAGCGACACACUCGGGAACACCACAAAUGUUCGAAACAUGAGCUGGCUGCCAAAUGGCUAUGUGACCCUGAGGGAUAACAAGCAGAAAGAACAAGCUGGAGAGUUAGGCCAGCACAACAGACUGUCCACCUAUGAUAAUGUCCAUCAACAGUUCUCCAUGAUGAACCUUGAUGACAAGCAGAGCAUUGACAGUGCUACCUGGUCCACUUCCUCCUGUGAAAUCUCCCUCCCUGAGAACUCCAACUCCUGUCGCUCUUCUACCACCACCUGCCCAGAGCAAGACUUUUAUGGGGGGAACUUUGAGGACCCUGUUUUGGAUGGGCCCCCGCAGGACGACCUUUCCCAUCCCAGGGACUAUGAAAGCAAAAGUGACCACAGGAGUGUGGGAGGUCGAAGUAGUCGUGCCACCAGUAGCAGUGACAACAGUGAGACAUUUGUGGGCAACAGCAGCAGCAACCACAGUGCACUGCACAGUUUAGUUUCCAGCCUGAAACAGGAAAUGUCCAAACAGAAGAUAGAGUAUGAGUCCAGGAUAAAGAGCUUAGAACAGCGAAACUUGACUUUGGAAACAGAAAUGAUGAGCCUCCAUGAUGAACUGGAUCAGGAGAGGAAAAAGUUCACAAUGAUAGAAAUAAAAAUGCGAAAUGCCGAGCGAGCAAAAGAAGAUGCCGAGAAAAGAAAUGACAUGCUACAGAAAGAAAUGGAGCAGUUUUUUUCCACGUUUGGAGAACUGACAGUGGAACCCAGGAGAACCGAGAGAGGAAACACAAUAUGGAUUCAGUGAGCCUGCUUUCGCCUGCUAUCUCUGAUGGCUCUGGCAAGGACUCCAGGGAUUCUGGUGGUAUGACUUAGAACCAGGUGGCUGGUCACCUGGAUGUACAGAAGUCUAACUGGUGAAGGAAUAUCAUUUACAGACAUUAAACAUCCAUAUCUGCAAUGUGUACCAAAGUUAUAUCAUGCCCCAUAAUGCUACUGUCAAGUGUUACAACUGGAUAUGUGUAUAUAGAGUAGUUUUUCAAAAGUAAACUAAAAAUGAGAAGCAUAUUUCAAGAAUUAUUUUAUUGCAAGUCUUGUAUUUAAAAUGUUAAAUCAAUAUGUUGUUGCAAUUUAGCUUGCUUUCAAGCUUCACCCCUUGCACUUAACAUAAGCUAUUUUUGGCAUUGUGUUAUCAUCGGCUUAUUUUAUAGAUCAAUAUUUUUAUUUCCCUUUUUGCUGAGGAAAUGAAGAUAAGCAAAAAUAUAAAUAUAUAUAUAAAUAUAUGAGUUAUUAAAAUCAGAAGAAUACUUUGUGGCUGUGCUGUUUGUGCCAAUAGACUUUGUCAUGACCAAAAAGAGAAAUGUAAAUAGUUUUAUAAAAUACAGUCGAAUCACCAGGAACCUUUGAGCUGCUUUUAAAAUUCUUCCCCUGGCACCACUCAGUUUUGCUUUUGCGAGGCGAUUUGACAUAGGAACUUUGAGACUCCAUGAGAAAGUCCCUUUCUGAGGCCCACUGUCUACCUUGCCAGAUCCUCAGUGCGUAUCGCCAAUGCAGGAUGCUCCUUAGAGAAGAAAAAAUGGUAAAGAAUGGCAUUUAACGAUUCAGGCUUUGAAUUACUCUGUCCUUCUGGACCGAAUCUCUUUAACUGCUGGAUAGUUUUAGAGGAAUUCUCCUGCUACUUAGGUAUUGGGAAACAAUGCUUGCUAAACCAUGCCCACGUGAGCACCUGUCUCCCACUCAAACCUCUCCCAUCUCCCAACAACUGCACUUUAGAAUACCAGCAGUGAAAUGGUAUUACUGUUUCCCUCUGAGUGAAACUGCUAGAGUAUGUGUCACGUAGUGACAUUUUUUUCUCACUCAGGCUAUUGCCAUCUGGGAUUCUCUCCCUACUACAGCUGGCAAAGUUGGUUUGCAGCAAGAAGAUAGUGGGAGGGGGCCAGGCUGCAGGAGGAGAAGGAGAAAAGUUUAGAAGAAACAAGCCAUUUUGCUUCUAAUUUUGACAGUAUCAGUCUUUCCUGUUAAAACAUACAAUAAUUUUAAAAGGUGAAUGCCUAAAGUUCCAAUUUUAGCAAAUAUGGGAACCUCAGCAAUGCUAAUUUUCUAGAAAAACCCAGGGCUCUUUGGAGCUAGAGUUUUGGGAGAACAGUUCUUCACAAUAAGGCAAUGGUUUUGAGAAGCCAGGCAAAUAAUCUUUCUCACCGUAGAACAAAAAGUUACAAAAGGCAUAAUCGGAAAUAAAGACUACAUACUUGAGUUUAUGGGGUUUGUGUUGUUUGAAGGUUCAAUGGUUGCAUGUGUUUAUUUAUUUUCAAGAGGGAAAGUGGUCUGUACUGCUUUCAUCCUUGCCACUGUCUUGCUUUUAUUUUUACUCUCCCACUGAGGAAGCGUCUGUGGUCCUAUGGUAUCAACCAGUAUCUUUAUAGCAAUAAUUUCUUUAAUUCCCUUUUCUCUCUCUUUCCAAUUAUUUAACCAGUUACUUCCACCUGGACAUACGAUAGGAAAUUCAAACUCAAAAUAUGAAAAUUGAUCUUAAUAACUCUCCCUUCAUAUCUUUUCACCUAUUUCCAGUCCUUAUCAUAGUUCAUAAAAACCUCAGACUCAUCCAGAAAGCUAUAUGAUGCACUAGUAAAAAAACAAAGAUAUUCAAACUGCUUGGGUUCAAAUGGUAUACAAUUUGCCAGCUGUUACUGAACCUUCUAUGCAUAACUUUUUUUUUCCUCUGUGCAAUUGGAAUAAUAAAAAUACUACUCCCAUA